AUGUGCCGACGUGAAUUGAAAGAAGGGGAUAUGCCUACAGUCACUGGUGAAAUAGCGGUGAUGCUGGACGUGCUGGGGUACCGCCAGGGGGACAGCCGAAUCCUUGAAGCCAUUGUCCUAGUAGGCCCUGUGAUGGAAGUCGAGGAGUUUGACUUUGACGAUGGCUCGAAGUCGACGCACUUCAGCUUCAAGCCAACGGGCACGGAACUGGUCUUUGAGGAUGAUAUCCUAAAAAUGAUAAUGGUACGGACCCAACCGGGCAGCCAGGAUGAAACCUACGGGCUGUAUCCUCGACCAGCGGCGCUGGUAGAUGGACUGUCCACUACUGCUAGCCGCGCCGAAGUCUCAGCGUUCCUAGGCGAUCCGGAACAUGUUGGGCUGGAUUUCGACCGGUACAUGGUCAACAGUCGCUAUCUGCAUUUCGAGUUUGAUAUGAACGGUCGAGUCACCAGAAUCUCUGCCCUACUUGAGCCCGUCGGAAUGGAACCGUAG
Messenger RNA from Aspergillus puulaauensis, 492 nucleotides. RefSeq lists its product as uncharacterized. Bases 1 to 492 code for a protein of 163 amino acids. The record is from RefSeq and is a predicted model, not a curated record. The transcript has a single exon. NCBI's taxonomy places the organism in Eukaryota, Fungi, Ascomycota, Eurotiomycetes, Eurotiales, Aspergillaceae.